AUGCGUUUUACCGGUAUUUUUCUUCUACUCAUAAUUGGUGCUUCUAUUGAUACAGUUUCGCCUUUAACAUGGAAUGAUUUUAUAUCGAAACUAAAAGAGAUCUUCAAUAUUGAUCCAUUAGCUGUAAUCAAGGAUAAAGCAUGUUCAUAUUUUGCUGAACAUCCAGAUCGUGCUAAUAUCACAUUGAUCAGGAUAAGUGAAAUACUACGAAGAACAAAUGAAACAACACAACUUUUUGAUAAUACUCUAACCUUUAUAAAUACUCCUGAGAAUCAACUGAAGCUAGUUAAUGGUACAAGCGGCUGUCCAACAUUCUUUGAUGAAUUUAAAAAUGCGCUUGUGAGUGAUUAUCAACGUGUACAACCCAAUUUGGAAAAUGCUCGACAAAAUGCAGUGAAUAAAAUAAAAGAAUUUUAUAAUGCUUAUAAGCUUUGGUGA
Rotaria sordida is the source of this 438-nucleotide messenger RNA. The record is from the annotation of a GenBank genome assembly. NCBI's taxonomy places the organism in Eukaryota, Metazoa, Rotifera, Eurotatoria, Philodinida, Philodinidae.